AUCACUCCAUUGUUGAGCUACAAUUUUCUUCUUCUCUCUAUUUUCUUGUCUCAAAACACAAUAAUAGCAACAAAAAUAUGAAGUGGAUAAUUUGUAAAAAUUCAUUGAAAGCACUAAUACCAGUGGUGCUAAUGGUGUUCUGUCAGAUUGGAUAUGCUGCUGUGAAUAUAAUGUACAAGCUGGCCAUAAAUGAUGGGAUGAGCAUGAGGGUAGCCGCCGCCUACCGCCUCUGUUUUGCGGCGGCUUUCACUAUUCCGCUUGCUAUUAUCUUUGAUAGGAAGGAGAGACCAAAGAUUACUUGGAAGGUUCUUUAUAUGGCAUUUCUUUGUGGAUUGUUUGGGGGAAGUUUACUUCUAAACCUUUAUGGCCUGGGAUUGACUUUGACUUCAGCAACGUUUAUGUUGUCCAUGCUCAACCUUGUUCCAGGAGUAACCUUCAUCAUGGCUAUAUCCUUCGGAUUGGAAAAGCUAAAUUGGAGAUUAGCAGAGGGAAAGGCCAAGAUAAUAGGAACAAUAAUUAGCAUUGGAGGGGCAAUGCUAAUGAUAUUUUACAAAGGAGUGGAAAUUAAUAUUUGGAAUUCCAAUAUAAACCUUAUGCAUGACCAAAAUGGGAUUGUGGAACCAAUACCUGUCAACUUUAGUAGUAAACUCUUGGGUGUUCCAUGUGGCAUAGGAAGUUGUUGCUCUUUUUCUUUGUGGCUAAUUAUCCAGACUAAGUUGAAUGAAGAAUAUCCAAGUCAUCAUUCUAGCACAGCUUUGAUGUCUACUAUGGGAGCAAUACAAUCAAUUGUUCUUGCUCUAUGUGUCGAUAGAGAAUGGAGCAAGUGGAAGCUUGGUUACGAUAUCAGACUUCUCACUAUUGUUUAUUCGGGAGUUAUAGCUUCUGGAUUAUUGAUUGUUGUUAUUGCUUGGUGCAUAAAGAUAAGAGGUCCUUUAUUUGCAUCGGUUUUCAAUCCUCUUCAGCUUUUACUUGUGGCUAUAUCUGCUUAUUUAUUGUUGGAUGAGAAGUUAUAUUUAGGAAGUGUAUUUGGAGCCGUGUUGAUCGUAUGUGGCAUAUAUGCAGUGAUUUGGAGCACGAGCAAAGAAAUGGAAAAUAAGAAGAAGUUAUUAUCAUUAGAAACCAACAUUAAGUCAGAAAAAGUAUAACUUGUUAUGCCCAAUUUAUACAAGUGAAAGAAAAAUUACAUGAAGUGAAAGAGAAAUUAUAUUCCACCAUUAUCAUUUUACAGUCUAAUAAAUUAGAAUGCAUUCAUUCAUACAUACAGUUAAGGGAAGAACUUAACUUGUGUUUUUUAUGAAUAGAAAUGCAAAAAUAGAAAAUGCCUAAGUACUCAAUCCAGGAAGUGAACACAAUACAAAAUAUAGAUCGGAGACCAUCACUCAAACCUUCAACAAUAAACAAUGUUGAAGAACGUAUAAUAGGUUUAUAUUGAGGGACACGAAACCUAGUUGUCGAUGACGCUGUAUAAAGGCAAUUUAAUGUGUUUUAGAAAUCUUAUAUAUAUUGUAAGUAUUGUCUAUUAUUGAUUAAGUGUGUCAUUAAUUCUUUUGUUACUUAUACAUUUCAUAUAUUUAUUGUGAUAUUUUUAAA
Vicia villosa (hairy vetch) is the source of this 1590-nucleotide messenger RNA. RefSeq names its product WAT1-related protein At1g25270-like. The transcript is spliced from 7 exons. The record is from RefSeq and is a predicted model, not a curated record. The coding region runs from base 78 to 1145 and encodes 355 amino acids. Lineage: Eukaryota; Viridiplantae; Streptophyta; Magnoliopsida; Fabales; Fabaceae. Gene Ontology annotation, molecular function: transmembrane transporter activity. Gene Ontology annotation, cellular component: plasma membrane.